AUGCCAUCCUCAAAGACACCGCUCGAAGUUGAUGAUGUCACCAUCACCAGCUUCACCGUUACCGAUAUCAGAUUCCCCACUAGUCUAGACGGAGUUGGCUCAGACGCUAUGCAUGUUGGUACGAAUGGGUCACAUCCAUACAUUCAACUUCAUACCAAUCAUGGUGAUUUAAUCGGUGAAGGCAUUGCCUUCAGCAACGGUCGAGGAAGCGAACUCAUUUGUAUGGCUCUGAACAUAUUCGCUAAACGCGUGGUUGGGAAGACUAUGCAUGAGUUGACUCGUAACAUGGGCAAGACCUGGCGAUAUAUGGUCUCCGACUCCCAGUACAGAUGGAUCGGUCCGGAGAAGAGCGUGACGCAUUUGGCCGUUGCUGGCGUACUCAAUGCUGUCUGGGACCUCUGGGGCAAGAUAUUAGGCCUUCCGGUGUGGCAGAUCGUGUGUGAGAUGAGCCCCGAGGAGAUAGUCCGCUGCAUCGACUUCAGGUAUAUCACCGAUGUCAUCACACCAGACGAGGCCAUCCGUAUGCUUCAAAAGACAGCCAAAGGCAAGGACGAGCGCUUGAAGGAGGCAUUCGACAAUGUUGCCGUACCAGCCUAUACUACAUCCGCGGGAUGGAUGGCGUUCUCUGGCGACAGGAUGAAGGAGGUGCUGCAUGAGACAUUAGCGCAGGGUUACAAGGUCUUCAAGUUCAAAGUCGGGACCAACAUCGAGGCCGAUAGAGAAAGAUUGUCUGCUGUGAGAGACGUCUUGGGUUACGACAAUGACUACCAGAUCAUGAUUGAUGCCAACCAGGCAAGUCGUCACUCCGUUCCAGGAUGGAUGUCACUAACGCCUGAACAGGUAUGGAGCGUACCCGAGGCUAUUGAGUACAUGAAGCAUUUGGUGGAGUUUAAGCCUGUGUUUAUUGAAGAGCCUACAAACCCUGAUGAUGUGCUGGGACACGCAGCGAUUCGCAAGGCGCUGAAGCCGUACGGCGUUGGUGUUGCCACCGGUGAAGCAGCACAAAACAGAGUCACUUUCAAACAGUUACUGCAGGCUGAAGCAACUGAUGUUGCACAAAUCGAUGCUGUUAGACUCGGUAGCGUUAACGAAUGUCUUGCGGUCAUGCUGAUGGCCCUCAAGUUCAAUAUCCCAUGCGUUCCACAUAAUGGUGCGAUGGGCCUGACUGAACUUACAUCUCAUCUCAGCACAAUUGACUAUGUUGCUAUCAGUGGACGCAAGUCAAUGCUGGAAAAUGCCGACAGCCACCGCGAAAACUUGCGACAUCCCUCCAAGAUUGUCAACACUCACUACGUCACGCCAUUAUCACCAGGUUACUCUACAGGCUACACCGAUGAAGCGCUUCAAAAGUAUACUUAUCCUGAUGGCAAGUUCUGGACAUCUGAAAUUGGUUUGAAGAUCAUCGCGCAGCCCACGGGUGGCGAGUUAUAA
Fusarium subglutinans is the source of this 1431-nucleotide messenger RNA. RefSeq names its product l-galactonate dehydratase. Gene Ontology annotation, biological process: carbohydrate catabolic process. The coding region runs from base 1 to 1431 and encodes 476 amino acids. The record is from RefSeq and is a predicted model, not a curated record. The transcript has 4 exons. Gene Ontology annotation, molecular function: magnesium ion binding; hydro-lyase activity. NCBI's taxonomy places the organism in Eukaryota, Fungi, Ascomycota, Sordariomycetes, Hypocreales, Nectriaceae.